Molecule: messenger RNA, 1901 nt
Organism: Colletotrichum navitas
Lineage: Eukaryota; Fungi; Ascomycota; Sordariomycetes; Glomerellales; Glomerellaceae
Product: Tom37 C-terminal domain-containing protein
Exons: 2
Coding region: 406-1722 (438 amino acids)
Biological process (GO): mitochondrion organization
Cellular component (GO): cytoplasm; SAM complex
Source: RefSeq, a predicted model, not a curated record
CGGACGGCAUCUUCGCGCCGCUGAAGCGAACAAAGGCACUGGCAGGGGGGUGUCCGUUUUCUUCCUCUCCCGUCCACACUGACAACGUAUCGCGCACGAGCAUCAGAACUGCCUCUUGUGGUAUUGCUGCCUUCGAGAUUCUCUCGGAGUUUUCCGUCACAGACGUGCGUUAAGUCACCCGCCAGGUAAAGCGCCUCCUUCCGUCACUCUUCAACGAAGCCCUUGCGCUAAGACGACGCUGUCCAUCAUACCAGGGUCCAGGAGGAGUGAGAGCCGUCUGGGGUCUGAGUACAUCGAGUAACUCGGAACUAUACGCCCGCGUCUGCCGACGGUCAAGUCUACACGUCACUCACUCCCCGUUCACUCCCCAUUCACGCACAGCGCACGCAUCAUAUCGUACGCGAUAUGAAUAUCCUGGAACUCCAUGUCUGGGGCCCGGCCUUCGGCCUCCCCUCCAUCGACGCCGAGUGCCUUGCCGCUAUCGCAUACCUCCACACAGCCCUCCCAAGUUCCCAAUGGCGCCUGGUCCCAAGCAAUGACCCUGCUGUUGACUCAUCGAACCGCCUCCCCGCCCUCAACGCCAACGGCGUCUGGGUAACGGGAUACACCGCCAUCGCCUCUCACCUCGCCUCCCUCUCGCCGCACUCCCCCUCCUGGGACCUGGACCUGGACUCGCGCCUCACCCCGUCCCAGCGCGCCGACACCCUCGCCUACGGCGCCUACGUCGACGCCCACCUCGCACCCCUCCUAGACGCCGCCCUGUACGGCACCCACGAGAACUGGGCCGCCGUCACCCGCCCCGCCCUGAGCCACCUCCUCGGCUUCCCCCUGAGCUGGACCGUCCCCGGCAUGCUCCGUAACCAGGCCGUCGCCCGGUGCGCCCAUCUCGGCCUCGGCUCGUUGGGCGCCGAGGACGACGAGUCGGGUGCCGACCCCCAGGGCAGCGCGCUGGACCGCGCGGCGAAGCACCUCCCCGUCUCCACCAGGAAGAGCGUCCUCGAGGAGAUGAAGGCCGGCACCGCGCGGGGCAUCAAGCUGCACGCCAUCACCGCCGACGCCUUGACGCCGCUGGAGGAGCUCCGCGCCCGGGGCGAGGAAACGCCCGGGGAGAAGAAGCGCCUCUUUGGCGGCGAGGUGGCGACGUCUCUUGACUGCCUCGUCGUCGGGUACCUCGCCCUCAUCCAAGAGGUCGAGCUCCCCCAACCCUGGCUCCGCACUAUCCUCGAGAAGAGGUUCCCACACCUGACCGCCAUGGCCACCCACCUCCGCGACGAGUGCCUCACGGGGCCCGGUGUUCUCCCCUGGGUCGCGGCCCCCGAGUCGGCCCUCCGCACGGCGGCCCGCUUCCUCGACAACGUCGUGCAGGCGACGCCGAACCUCGGCGAGGCCUACCUCCAUGAGUGGCGGCGCCGCGCAGAGGCCAAGACCAAGGGCGUGGCGGACCAGAGGACGCUCGCUCUCGCGGGCGGGGUGUUGGCGGCCGGCACUGCCAUCGCGUACGGGGUGUGGGCGUACCGCAGCCUCCCGCCUUGGGGCAUGCGGACGCAUACUUGGGCGGCUGAGAAGAGGGGCCUGAACAGGUUUGGCGACCUGGGCGCCAUGCUGAACUUCUCGCUGGGGCUUGCGGACCCGGUGCCGCAGGCAAGUCCGGCUGCAGCCGGAUGGGGCGGGGGCUUCGGGUCGGAGCACAGAGUGGUUGAGUCGGAGCUGGCCGUCGACUAGAGGGCGAAGCACUCGCGUGGGAAGCGGCCGGUGGCCGAAGAGACGGUCUUGGCUAGGUACCAAAAACAGGGUAUCGGAAGGGCCGUCGCGGAUUAUUAAAGCGUAGCAAAAAUAGAAGAGCCGGGCAGGGCGCUCGCGACUCCAAAUAAGGGAUGGAAAAGGCACAAAAGUCUCCCAGU